Molecule: messenger RNA, 212 nt
Organism: Funneliformis caledonium
Lineage: Eukaryota; Fungi; Glomeromycota; Glomeromycetes; Glomerales; Glomeraceae
Source: the annotation of a GenBank genome assembly
UAUUAGAUGAUAUAAUCAGUGGAGUAUUAGAUAAUAUAACUGGUAGAGUAUUAGAUAAUGUAACUGGUAGAGUUUUAGAUAAUGUAGAGAUAGAAGGUGAUAAACUUAGAUUAUCUUCUAGUUCAUCAAAGUUAUUUCACUUUAAAGUAAAGGUAGAAGAUGAUAAACUUGGAUUAUCUUCUAGUUCAUCAAAGUUAUUUCGCUUAAAGUAG